AAUGAAAAAUAAUUGAUUAGAAAAUACUGUAAUAAAAAUGAAAYUUUUAUUAAUCGGUGUAUUAUGUGUGACGGCUAUUUCGGCAGACAGUCCAGUUGGCGAUGUGGUUGGAAAGCUUGUUGUUGGCUAUCAGGGCUGGUUUUCCGCAAAAAAUGACGGUUCACCAAUGAACCGAUGGUUUCAUUGGGUGGAUAACAGUGAUCMUCCCUAUCCGGGUCAUCAAAAAUUCGAGAUAUGGCCUGAUGUUAGUGAGUAUACCCAUACAUAUCAAACCGGGUAUCAGGCACUGGGCAACGGACAACCGGCAAAACUGUUUAGUUCGUGGGACGACCAGACAGUAGACACACAUUAUCGAUGGAUGAAAGAGAAUAACAUCGAUUGCGCGGCUCUUCAAAGGUUUGCGGGAGGCGUCAAACGAGAUCCUGUUUAUGGAAAGCAAUUGAACGGUAUCGCCAAAAAAGUGAUGACCAGCGCUGAGAACCAUAAUCGCAAGUUUUACAUUAUGUGGGAUAUUAGCGGUUGGGAUAAGUUUGCCGAUGAAAUACCCGAAGACUUGCAAAACAAUCUGAAACCUUUGGGUUUGUUCGACUCCAAGGCCUACGCCCAUCAAAAUGGUAAACCUGUACUCUGUAUUUGGGGACUCGGUUUUGGCGACCGUCCCCAAGACAUCGCUGGUAUGAUUCGGGUGAUUAAUACGUUCAAACAACAGGGAUAUUAUGUGAUCGGUGGUGUACCGCGCGAUUGGCGCAAUGACCAAAAAUAUAGGGAAGUCUUUCUUCAACUCAAUAUGUUACAGCCCUGGGCUGUCGGUAGUAUGCAGACACCACUGGACGCACAGUCAUAUCAACCAAUUUUGAAGGACGACCACGAAUUUCUUAGCCAACAUAAUAUUGAUUAUCAACCGGUACUAUACCCUGGAUUUGCCUGGUCAAAUUGGAUGCGCCCCCCACGAAAUGAGGACCCCCGUCUGCACGGAGACUUCAUGUGGCAACAGUUUGUCAAUAUACGUGAGUUGGGCAUAAAAAAUGUCUACAUAGCCAUGUUUGACGAGUACGAUGAGGGAUCAGCCAUAGCCAAGGCGGCCGAAACCAAUAACGACAUUCCGAGGGAUCAGUACUUUUUGACCCUCGACGCCGAYGGUGUGCGCGUGUCAUCCGAUUUCUAUCUGAGACUUGUCGGCGACGGCAACCGUAUGAUGAAAGGCGAGAUACCCCUACAGAAAACACAUCCCACACCACAUAUUAAGCCUUAA
Messenger RNA from Oppia nitens, 1252 nucleotides. RefSeq lists its product as uncharacterized. Lineage: Eukaryota; Metazoa; Arthropoda; Arachnida; Sarcoptiformes; Oppiidae. The transcript is spliced from 3 exons. The coding region runs from base 38 to 1252 and encodes 404 amino acids. The record is from RefSeq and is a predicted model, not a curated record.